GGGGGAAGGGGCGUGGUGAUGAUGUGACGAUGAGUCAUGUGGCCAAAGAGUCAAUUGGAGCUGAUGACGGCGCUCGCAAGCUACAAAGAUCAGAUUCAGAUAGAUCUGGCCAUUCGGCGCAUCAACUCAACUCAUGCUGGAGGACAUCCACAGCAUUCCUGCAUGAGGUGUAUCACUCAUCGAGCGGCACCUCAUCUUUCUGACCCUUCGGCGGUUAUCCGCAGCUUUUGCUUCUGUCGGUGAUUGGGCAGUGCAAGCGCGGUCCCACAGCUUCUGAGGUCCACAAGGGUCAGCAUCAGUGACAGCCGCAGCCAAUGGAGCCAGGUUCGCAGCCAGCGAGCGGAGAUGUCCGUCCUCCUCGUUCGAAGGCCUCCCGUCCGCCCACUCGGCCUGCUCGGCCCCAGAACCGACCCAAGAUGCAGCCCAAGGCCAAGGCGCCGCCCCCCCAGGGACACUACUGUAUGGGCAUGCCGCCCCAAUACCCCGUGUAUGCCCCCCCUGGCCCUCCCUCCGGCCCCUUGCCCUUCUCCCCUCCCUCAGGACCCUACCCCCCUAACAUGCCCGUCAUCUAUCGACCAUGGCAUCCGCCGCAGCACCAACAGUGGUUCCCUCACGGCAAUCCGCCGCAUGUGGAUCCACCAUCAGAAGGUGGUCCUUCUGCACCUGCCGCUGCUGCUGCUGCUGCUGCUGCUGCUGCUGGAGGUGGAGGGGGUGGGCAGACGACUGGUGCGGCGAGUGAGGGCGGUUCGCGGUUGUCACUGCCUCCGCCGAAUGGUUUUCCUGCCACGCUCAAGGGGCUUGCUGCAGAGAUGGCCGAUGAAGACCUGCUCAAGGAAGCACCACCGCGGAAAGCCCACGAGUCCGCGGCAGCACAAUCGAGCCAGAAAUCCGCUUCGCCAGCCAGGGGGCUUGCCACCCCAUCCCCUCCGCCAGAUCGACAAGCCCAACCACUGCCCAACGGACCGGUUCGCCCACUGCUUUACCAACCGCCGCACCCAUUCGCACCGCCAGGUGGCGCUCCUGGCCAUCCGGGGGGAUAUCACCCUUAUCCUCCACCGCCCCCCUUUGCGCACACACACCAGUGGCCCGCGAUGCCGCCGGGUCGCCCAGUGGCAGUACUUGGAGCCCCGAAAAGAGCCAGCGGGGCACAAAGCAAAACCGGCAGUGCGGUGGGCGACGACGAUGCCAGCCAGGAGAUCACUGACGUGCCCGAGGGCUACACAUUCGGUCGGUAUGCAUUCAUUGCACACAUAUAUGCAGCUGAGCUGAGCACAGCACAGCACAGGCAGACAGGCGUUCGGUGCAGUGCGUACCUAGACGCAUUUUAUUUCCGUUUCUUUCCAUCCAUCAGAGUUGGAGGACCAUCGUGAAGCGGAUGGAUCCAUUGUGGGUCGGGUGCGCUUCAACGGCCGGUCUAUGGAGAGGAAGGUCUUCAAGCUCGGUAGCUACAACAAUGCCGUGGCGGGAGCGUCCAAGGCCGCCGAGGAGUGGGGGAGAAAGGCCAUCCUCAGACACGUCGAGAGGCAGCGCAAGCGGCAGGAGAAGCUGGCCGAGCAGCACGCUGAGGCCCUCUCCCCCACCUCACAGGCGGUGUCGAAGCGGCCAACGGGCGGCCUGCGGCCGCGGACCGCUCUGCACAAGCCCAAGGUGCCUGGCAACAACGACGCUGAUUGGGUGGCGAAUCCGUCGGAUGUUGCGUCAUCGGAUGAGGACAUGGAUGGUGAGGCGGAGGGCGACGAGGAUGACAGCGAUGCGCGGCCGAAGCGGGGUGGCAAGAGGCGGCGGGUCACAGAGAGCGACAAGGUCAGGCGGGCCAAGGCGGAGCUGCCUCAGCCGGCACCACCUGCGCACAAGGAGGUCAGGAUCGACGACACCACAACCGUGCCCGUUGAGGCAGGUAGGUAGGUCCGUCGCUCGGCCAGGCCAGAACACCUCCACCACCACCACCACCACCAGGCGUCUCAUUCCCGUGCUCCUUGCCUGUGUGUGUCAGGUGUGCGUCUGAACGGCCAGACAGUGUAUCGUUAUCAGGGCUAUGUCAAGGUGGGCGGCAGGGUGCGGGAGAAGAAGGACUUCCCCCCCGGCGCCAGGCCGCCCGAGGAGGCACUGGAGCUGGCCACGGCAUGGGCCGAGGCAACCUUGCAGGUGUGGGUCAAGCACAUUCAAGUCGACGACGACAACGCCAGCGGCAAACCUCGCACAAGACAGAGAGACGGGGCAGCCGCAACGCAGCGGAGGAAGCCGAGGACAAAAGGAGGUGGUGGCGGGGGUGAGGAUCUCAUGUCGUCUGUGGUGGCUGACGGCGACGGGGGUGGCGCUCCUGUGGAUGGCCAGCCCGCCGAAGGGCCGGGGGGUGAGGUUGCAGCGGCAGCAGAGGGGGCUCCUGAGUCCGACAAGAGGGCCCCGAGGGGGAAGAAGAGGACACGGCACGACCGUGUGAUCGAGCCGUCGGGCGACAUACAAACUGACCCACGUAUCGCGGGCACUGCACAGACAGACAAAGAGACAGACACAAACACAGACAGACACUACACACAUGGGAGGGGAGACUGUUCACUCCACUUUACCGGCUUGGUGUGGUGUGCACUGCAGAUUGGUGCGUGGUUGCCCGCCCUGGAGGCGACUACAUUGCCCGUUUCAUCCGUGACGGCUUCGAGCGUCGCUUCGGCCCCUUUAGGUCGCUGCAGACGGCCCAGCGCGCCUUCGAUGACGAGCUGGUCAAGACCUACGGCUCAAGGGCAUGCGAGACGGUGCUGUUCGAUCCGUCCAGACUGGAGCAGCUCAAGGACAACGCUGCCUUCCAUGUGGCAUCCCACGUGCCCGAGUACGCCACCUACCGUGGGUCGGUCGUCAGCCACCGUGCAGUCAAGAGGGCUGCUGCCGCUGAUGACCACAUCGUGGAUGUGGUCAUAAUAGGGGCCGGCACUGCGGGUACGGACAUGGUCACGUCUGCACAGGAGUCUCGCUGAAGCUCUGUCUCAUGUAUGUCGCAUAUAUUUCCAUCCUUGCUUGCGUGUGACUGCAGGUCUGGUGUGUGCAAGGGAGCUGAUUCGUCGCGGACUGAGUGUUUUGGUCUUCGAGUCCAAGGACCGCAUCGGCGGCCGCAUCCACACCGUCAAGCUUAGCGGCACCACCCCCACAGGCAACCCUGCAGACGACCUCGAGGCCUGGGACGUGGAGGCAGAGCUCGGCGCACAAUACAUCCAUGGCUGCUCACCCGGCAUGGCGGACAUCAAUCCCGUCUACAGGACGGCCCUCGAACGGCGAGAGCGGCUCGGCCUGCCCCAGGCCGGCGUCGCCACGCCCCACGCCGACCCUGCUAUGGCAGGUCUCUGUCUCGACCACCUAAAUGGCGAGGCGGUGCCGGCAGAGGUGAUCGUCAAGCUGGGUUUCGUCCUGGACAAGAUCACGGCGGCCAUCCAGUGCAAUGCAAUCGACAUGUGCUUCCCCUUCCGGAUGGACGGGGCGGGGACCAAGUUGCGCGAGCCAUCGGAGGUAUGGGACGUGGCGCUUGACGCCAAGAGGCGAGGCGAGAUCCGUGGAUGGCGACAUGGGCUGUGGAAGAGUGACCAGAGGGGCGUGGGGCACGUGGCGGAGAGGUGGCGCAAGGGCAGCAAGAGCGGUGGGGGGUGGCGCAAGGGACGCUGGAAAGAGGAGGCGGCUCUCUUGGGAGGAACAUCAGGUGGAGACAUCAACGGCCAGAGUGGUGACCUACUGGGUGGUCUUCCUGCACCACCCCCAGCCGCAGCGGCCGCCGGGCCGGCUGUGGACGACAAGGAGACUGCUGAGAGCCCUCGAGCUGCCCCAGCCCCAGGCCCCGCCCCUCCCAGCCCUAUCCCAGCUGCUGCUGCUGCUGCUGCCGCCGCCGCUGCUACUGCUGACGGACCAAUGAUGCUUGACGAGCAGCAGCCAAUGCUCAACGGAACCGACACAGACGAGCUGGCCGUCGGCCGUCGGUGUGGCAGCCUGCCCCUGCCGUCGAUUGAGGAUGCCUUUCACCAGAACCUGGUGUCAGUGUGUCAGCGGCUGGACAUCCAGUACCCUUUGUCCUUCACCGAGGAGGCCCUGCUGCACAAGGCCAAGCAGCGGCGGUGGGGCUACUGCGCCAUGCCCAGCGAUCUCGACAUCGAACACGAGUACUUCCUCAACACACUGGAGGGCAACGGCAUGAACGACGGACACAGCGGGGCCACGCAGUUCUACGGCACAGCCACGGUGUCCAUUGGGCUGGGGCAGGGCACCACCAGACACGCUUCCCAGCCGACACCUGAGGCGCUGGACCACCUCGCGCAUGAGGCCCUCACUGCGGCAACGGUCGGGCUGCCGGGCGACCCCUAUCUCUCCGACCAGAAGCACCUGGUCAAGGACGCGGCGAGCAGGUUGGUGCAGCAGGGCGUCAUGGACUUCCCUCUCUACCGAUUCGCCAAGGGGAGCCAGGAGCAGGCGAGUGCGCCUAGGCCGGGUAGGCGGCCAGCGGGGCAUGUCGACGAGCGUGUCUUUGGGGAUCGGGUGGUGCUGUCGAGCUACACGCGGCUGGUGACGGACAAGGUUGUGGUAAAGGGCGCAAAGGGGGCGGGGGGGAGCAUGGAGCCGGACAUAUCGCUGUCUGAGCCAGUGCAGAGCGUCCGGUGCCCUGGGCUGCACAGCGCUGCUGACGGCCAUACUGCGUGUGAGGUCACCCUCAGAGGCGGAAAGGUCAGCCCAGCCCCACACACCACACAAGGAUAUCACACACGUUUGGUGUGUAUGUGUACUUAAUGGCUUUACUUACGCAGGUCGUUGAGAGCGACUUUGUGGUGUGCACUGUGCCUAUCGGGGUGCUCAAGGCCUCACUCAAGUGCCACCCAAGACAAGACACACUCGACACUAACAAGUAAGUAAAUGCCCUCCCUCCCUCUCGGCCACACAACCAUCCAUUCACAGACACCAACCAAACCGCCUCCCUCCCUCCCUCCCUCCCUGUGCAUUGUAUCUCAUUCCAUCCUCACUCAGCAACAGCAGCGCCCUGGCUUUCGACCCACCCCUCAGCGGCGCCAAGCAGGCCGCCAUCCGUCGAUUCGGUGUGGGUGCGACCAACAAGGUGCUGCUGCGGUUCUCAGUCAGGCGUCACCCACCGCCACACGGACACCACCAGCCCCACCCCAGUCCAGCUAGUGCCAGUGCCAGUGAUGCGGCGGAGCUGGAGGAGGGCGACCUGCACCCGCUGUGGACGUACUACGGGCACAUCCCCAACUGGACCACCACACACCCGCACUACUACUUCCUCAACCUCCAUGCCUACUCUUCCGGCUCGGCCAGUGAGUGGUCUAGACAGACAGACAGACAGACGCCAUGUGUGAUGGAUUGAGUGAUUGGUGUGAGGAACUGAUUGGCUCAAUAAAGGGUCGGUUGGUUGUGUGCGUCUGUCUGUCUAUGCAGGUAAGGCUGGCCUGGUGUGCUGCAGUGUGGGGCCGCCACUGGCGUAUGACUGGGGAGGCCGAAAUGACCAAGAGGUGAGGGAUGACUGUCUCAAGGUGCUCCGGGGCAUGUUCAGCAGCCUCAGACGAGAGGUAGGUAAGGGUCGCCAGCCUGCCUCCCUACCUGCCAGCAAGCCGCGCGUCUAUUUGCUCUGUGUGUCACAUCCAUCCAUUCUUUCAGUUGCGUGAGAGUUCCGAGAGCAGCGACAACUCUGUGGACGACUCUGUGGUGGACGUCCUGCCACAGCUCCUCGACUACCGCGUGUCGCGGUGGACGCAGGACCCUGACUUCCUCGGCAGCUACUCAUUCAUACCAAAGGUGGGUAGGUCACCGUCAGCAACGAGGGAGACGACACGCAGCGCAGCCACGGGAGGGGGUGUGGAAUGGAAUGGUGUGGUGUGCAGGGCAGCGAUGAGCGUCUGAUCGAGCAGAUGGCCUCCCCAGAAUGGGACGGCAGACUCAUAUUCGCCGGUCAGGCAGCGCAUCGCAUCGCAUCGCAUCGCAGCACACACACAUAGCCAGCCAGACGGGGCGUGUAUGCAUCUGUGCUGACCCCUUUUGCCUCUGUGUGUGCAGGUGAGGCGACGAGUCGUGUCGGCUUCCAGACGGUGACUGGGGCAUGGUGCAGCGGCCUGAGGGCAGCCGACCAGGUCAUCCAGGCCAUACAGCCACACCUAGCCGUCCCUGCAGCACAACCGUCACAGCAGCAUCCUGCUGCAGCAGCAGCCGCUGCUGGUGGUGGCUUCGGCGGGGAUGGCGGCGACAAGAGGGAGGACACAGAGAUGUCGGUGGGCGGCCUGCCGAGUGGAGAUGGGCAGGCAGGUGCUGGUGAAGCUUAGUGGACAAUUAUAUUGGAAGGACAGACAUGUGCGUGUGGCAGUACAGUACGUGUGGGAUGUGCGUGGAGGAAGGCUCACUCACUGCAGUUGCUGACCAGCAGUCGCGAGGAGUGAGUGGAGUGGCGCGGUCCUUCUGUGCCGGACCAGAAGGCACACGCUCGGUGGUCGCUCUAGCUAGCUACGUGUGGAUGUAGUUCUGUGUGCGGUGAUGCGCUCUUGAUCAACCAACCAACCAGUGCAUCCAUCAA
Vitrella brassicaformis is the source of this 6544-nucleotide messenger RNA. The record is from the annotation of a GenBank genome assembly. Lineage: Eukaryota; Vitrellaceae.